Messenger RNA from Cottoperca gobio, 2527 nucleotides. RefSeq names its product nuclear factor 7, ovary-like. Gene Ontology annotation, molecular function: zinc ion binding; protein binding. The coding region runs from base 251 to 1633 and encodes 460 amino acids. NCBI's taxonomy places the organism in Eukaryota, Metazoa, Chordata, Actinopteri, Perciformes, Bovichtidae. The record is from RefSeq and is a predicted model, not a curated record. The transcript has a single exon.
GUGUGUUCCUCAUUUACUAGCAGACCAAACUCCAAAAAGGUGAAGCGAAGAAGGAAAGAAGCCACCGAAAGGAGGAAAUACUGGCAACACUGGAGUACUCGAAUACAGCCACUUCAAUCUGCUGCUGAUUUUACAUUAUAAACAUGAGUUUAUAGGAAAGUACAACUCAAAGUGAAAGUAAAACUUUCAACUGUCUUGACUGGCCGACGUCCCCGUCUGCUUGCUGUUUUCAGCUUCACUCAGAGGUAACAUGUCUUCCAGAUCAGAGGAGGAUCUCUGCUGUCCUGUCUGCCAUGAAAUCUUUAAAAAUCCUGUUGUGCUGUCAUGUAGCCACAGCUUCUGUAAAGACUGUCUGCUGAGAUGGUGGAAGGGGAAAGAAAGACGCGAGUGUCCGUGCUGUAAGAGAAGAUCCUCAAAGAGUGAUCCACCUCGUAAUCUGGCGUUAAAGAACCUGUGUGAGGCCUUCUUACUGGACAGAGAUCACAGAUGCAGUCUGCACUCUGAGAAACUCCAGCUCUUCUGUCUGGACCAUCAGCAGUCGGUGUGUCUCGUCUGCAGAGAUUCAAAAACACACAACAACCACAGAUUCAGACCCAUCGAUGAAGCUGCACAGGAUCUCAAAGAGGAGCUCCAGAAAUCCCUGAAGCCCUUAGAGGAGAAACUGAAGAUCUUUAAAGAAGUGAAAGGAAACUGUGAUCAAACAGCAGAACACAUUAAGGUCCAGGCCCGACACACAGAGAUGCACAUUAAGGAGCAGUUCAAGAAGCUUCACCGGUUUCUGCAAGAGGAAGAGGAGGCCAGGAUCUGUGCUCUGAGGGACGAAGAGGAUGAGAAGAGUCAGGUGAUGAAGGAGAAGAUUGAGGCUCUGAGCAGAGAUAUAGCAGAUCUUUCAGACACCAUCAAAGUCACAGAGAAGGAGCUGAGAGCUGAAAAUGUUUCAUUCCUGCAGAACUACAAGGCUGCAGUGCAGAGAGUCCAGCAGCGCCCCCUGCUGGAGGAUCCACAGCUGGUCUCAGGUGCUCUGAUCAACGAGGCCAAACACCUGGGCAACCUGAGCUUCAUCAUCUGGAACAACAUGAGGGAGAUGGUCUCCUACACUCCUGUGAUUCUGGAUCCAAACACAUCCGACCCAGAACUCAUUGUGUCUGAAGAUCUGACCAGCGUGAGAGCUGGAGAGAAACGGCAGCUUCCAAAAAACCCAGAGAGGACCAAAUUCUCCUGCUCCGCCCUGGGCACUAAAGGUUUUAAUUCAGGGACGCACAGCUGGGACGUUGACGUUGGCGACAACAAGGACUGGGAACUGGGCGUGUUGGGAGAAAACAUCCAGAAGAACGGACGCCUACAGUCUGGAUUGUGGAGAAUUUUGUUCUCCAACAGUAAAUUCACAGCGUUCUCCACGUUAGGUCAAGAGGAAGAUCUACCAGUGAAGAAGAAGCUCCGGAGGAUCAGAGUUCAUCUGGACUUUGACAAAGGAAACUUGUCUUUCUUUGAUCUUGAUACCAACACACACAUACACACCUUCACACACACCUUCACUGACACCCUGUUUCCGUACAUUUACACUGAGAAUCACCUCCCACUGAAGAUUUUACCAGCGAAGGUCUCUGUGAUGGUGGUAAAACACAGUAAGUGAUUAUAAUGAUAGGGUUGAUGACAAUGUCCGUUUAACAAGGUAUCUUUUCAACAAUGAAUAUAUCUGGUUGCAUUCGGCCAGAGCGGAGCUGUUUAAUGACAAUGUUGGAUUUACAGAAUUAUAUAUGUAUAUAAAGCACUAUGGUUUUAUUACAGUUUGUAUGCGUGCUUGUUCCUUAAGGCACAGGUUACUAAGCUGAGUAAAAACACUAAGCUGGCAGGACAUAUUGUGAACCGUGUGCUACGACUUCUGCUAGCAAUGUGGCAAAUUAUUUUUAGACCAAAUCCACACCCACAUGUUAUUAUAAUUACAUGAUAGAAAUGUAGUCCUGUCUCCCAAUAUGUAAUUGCCUUGAGUCAAAGGUGCACAUUCCCCUCGCUCAUCUGAUCAACAUUUAUAUGAGCAGUGAACUGUGAGAAUUGCUUGUUGACUUGAAGAAGAAGUCCCAUUUAAAAUAAGUAUUUAUAAUAACAAUGUUCCUAAGAAGGGGAUGUUUACUUGUUUAUGAACUUCACCAAAAAUAUGUAUGUUUGAUUAUGCCUCUGAAGAGUUACAUUUAACUAGAUUAUCUUUUAUCAAAAGUAUAAUUCAGGUUGAUGCCACCUGGGUCAAAGUGGCCCUAAUUCCAGAGAUCCUCCCUGAUUGGCCACAGACAGCAGGUGACAGGGUGGAGGGUGUUUUAUGUACUAUAUAUAUUAUAUAUAUUUAUCUGCCGAUAUAAAUUAGGUUAAUUAAUAUCUUAAUGAAAUUGUUGAUGUUUCUUUAAUCUGUAAAAUCAGCAGCUGCAUGCCAAAACUUAAUACUUCAAUAAAUAAUGCAAAUGUGAAAUAUAUGUGGGAAUGGGAAUUGUAUAUUCUUGGAACCUGUUUAAAUCAUUAAACUGACAAGUAUGUA